AUGGUGGCCCUUCCAAUCGCCGAAUUGACCCCGCAUCAGAGAAGGCAGUUAAGCAAAGUCAAGGUUUUGAAGAAGUUGAUCGAUAUCAAACAGUUCGGUGAUUCUGUCCUCAAUUUCAUAUUCGUUGAUAUCUACUAUGGAAGAGUUCGAACUCAAGUGACACAGGAGGAUCUAAGAUUUAAUUUUUACAAAGAAACCAUACACAAAGGUGAGUGGAAAGCCAUUUACGAUUUCCAGUAUGUACCUGCAAUGCCUUUCAUGCGUUUGUAUCAGAAGAGUGGCAUGCUGUAUUUUAUGGAGGAUACCACGGUAGAGGAAACGUUUACGGACCAUGAUAUGGAUCAUUGGAUGUAUUUCCAGGAAUUUGCCAAUGUCAAAGAUGAAACUUGUGGAACGAAAUAUCCAGUUAGUAAUUGUGAUAACAUAAUAUACAACAAGCUGGAUAGGAACAAACAUGAUGAUGAUGAUGUUGAUGUUGAAUAUUUGAUGUUGUAG
Molecule: messenger RNA, 495 nt
Organism: Microthlaspi erraticum
Lineage: Eukaryota; Viridiplantae; Streptophyta; Magnoliopsida; Brassicales; Brassicaceae
Source: the annotation of a GenBank genome assembly